Messenger RNA from Drosophila elegans, 1308 nucleotides. Its product is annotated as SOSS complex subunit B homolog. The record is from RefSeq and is a predicted model, not a curated record. Bases 84 to 713 code for a protein of 209 amino acids. Gene Ontology annotation, biological process: double-strand break repair via homologous recombination; response to ionizing radiation; mitotic cell cycle checkpoint signaling. The transcript has 2 exons. Gene Ontology annotation, molecular function: DNA binding. NCBI's taxonomy places the organism in Eukaryota, Metazoa, Arthropoda, Insecta, Diptera, Drosophilidae. Gene Ontology annotation, cellular component: SOSS complex.
UCUCCUAAAUCUCCCAUCUCUAACAAACGACGCCAAAACAAAAAAGUUUUUUGUACUUUCGGAAGACAUUUAAGAAUUAAGACAUGUACAACAUGGACAGUAUUGCCAUUAAGGACAUCAAACCGGGUCUAAAGAACAUUAAUGUGAUCUUCAUCGUUCUGGAAGUGGGUGUGGCCACCGUGACGAAGGAAAACCGCGAAGUGCGAAACUUUAAGGUGGGCGAUCCGACGGCCUGCAUAAAUGUAUCGAUUUGGGACGAACCGGGUAAACUGAUAGCCCCCGGCGACAUCAUCAGAUUGACCAAGGGAUACGCCUCCAUAUGGCGGCACUGCUUGACCCUGUAUUCCGGUAAGAACGGUGAGGUCUUCAAGAUCGGUGAAUUCUGUAUGAUCUUCAACGAGAGCCUGAACAUGAGUGAACCCAAGCGGGCGGAGCAACAGACGUCGGCCAAUCCCGGUGGCUUGGUCGCCGCUGCGCCAGCGGGACUGCCUGCUGGUGGCGGUGGUGCCCCAGGACAGUCGCCGAAGGGCGGAUCUGCUGGCAUUCCACAAACUGCUGUGACCGCUGCACAAGGCACUCCUGCUGCUCAGAGUCCGGUGGUCAGUGCUCCUGCACCAGCAACAACAAGCGCUCCACAGACGGGGUCGAAACAGGGCACUCGGGGUGGACGCGGCGGCGGAGGACGAGGUGGCCUCAAGGGGGACAGGCGGUAAAGAGACUGGACACAUGAGCUAGGAUAUGGAACUAAGCGAACAAGAACUGUAACAUUAAUGUAUAGCUUUAUCAAAACUGUUUACACAUCCCCAAUGAUCAACCUUUGUCGGCAUCGGAGUCGGUAUGUUACAUAUAUUAAAUAUUAUCUAAUCAACUUUGGCUCUAAAUAUUUAUAACUUUUUGUGUAGAAACUCCCACAGACUUCGUUUUUAAACAAAUGUAUUUUGAAAGUUAAAUUGAUUUAAUAGAUCUUUGAUCAAAACGGUUGGAAUAAAUGGACAUUUAAAUAUGUUAUUAGUAAAUAUUUCAGAACAAAAACAUUCAAGUUUCGAUAUUCAGUUCUUAAUUUUCAGUUCUCGGUCUCCAGUUUUCGAUCUUCAGUUCCCAUUCUGACAUAAAUAUACUAAAUUUAUUAAAUUUUAUGUCGAAAUUUGUUUUCUAUUUUCACAAUAAUCCACUUUUGUGGGAACCUGAAUUGUAUUUCAUAAUUGUAUUGUAUUCUUGUUAUCUGUAAAGAACUAAUUAAAUUGUAAUGCAUUUGGCAGAAGUUUGAAAGACACUUAAAGAACAAUUAUAUCUGUUAUUGCUGAAAAA